CUUCUAGUUUAUAUAUAUUGUUGAAUAAUCAUUGUAAAUGAUAUCAACACUUCUUCUCUACAAUUUUCCUUUAGUGUCAUACAUCUUUUUUUAUUUUCAAGUCUUUAGUAAAAUGGGUCUAAAGUCUGUAUUGUGUGCUAAGAUAGAAAUGAAGGCUAAUAAGGAUGUGUUUUAUGAUGUCUUUACAAAUAAACCACAUCAUGUCUCUAUUAUGUGCCCUUUUCAUGUACAAGGUUGUGAGCUUCUUGAGGGUGUCUUUGGAACGGUUGGAUCCAAAAUUUGUUGGACGUAUACCCUUGAAGGAAAAGAGAAGAUUUCGAAGCAGGUAAUUGAAACUAUAGAUGAGGAAAAAAAAGUGAUCACAUUCAAAGAAUUUGAAGGUGAUCUAGUGAAUAAAUAUGAUAAUUGGAAGGCAACUCUUCAUAUCGAAACAAAAGGUGAAAUUGAUUUGGUAAGUUGGACAAUGGAGUAUGAAAGGCCAAAUGAGAAUGUCCCUGAACUUAUAAAUUUGUUGGACUUUAUUAUUGGUAUGACCAAAGUUGUUGAUGAUCACCAUGUCAAGAUGAAUUUUAGUAAAAUGGGUCUAAAGUCUGUGUUGUGUGCCAAAAUAGAAAUGAAGGCUAAUAAGGAUGUGUUUCAUGAUGUCUUUACGAAUAAACCACACCAUGUCUCUACUAUGUGCCCUUUGCAUGUACAAGGUUGUGAGCUUCUUGAGGGUGACUUUGGAAGCAUUGGAUCCAAAAUUUGUUGGACGUAUACUCUUGAUGGAGAAAAGAAGAUCUCCAAGCAAGUAAUUGAAACUAUAGAUCAUGAAAAUAAGGUGCUCACACUUAAAGAAUUUGAAGGUGAUUUAGUUGAUAAAUAUGAUAAUUGGAAGAUAACUCUUCAUAUCGAAACAAAAGGCCAAAUUGAUUUGGUAUGUUGGACAAUGGAGUAUGAAAGACCAAAUGAGAAUGUCCCUGAGCUUAUAAAUUUGCUGGACUUUAUUGUUAGUAUGUCCAUAGCUAUUGAUGAUCAUCAUGUCAAGAUGAAUUGAUGAGAUCAUAUAUAUGCAUGUGAGGUUUAUAUAAGUAAUUAAAGAGUUGUUUGUUUGUUGUUUGAGAUUAUGGUAAAAAAUAAUCCAUGUUUGAGAGUAAGUACGUUUUAUUUGGUUUUAUCUUGGGUAAUUUGAUGUUUGUUGUGUCUUUCCCAUGUGAGUGAUACGUUAUCAACUAUGUAAUCUUUGUGUGGUGUAAUAAGACAUGGGUAUCAAGUUUAUAUAUUACUCCUAAUUUACAUA
Molecule: messenger RNA, 1279 nt
Organism: Solanum tuberosum (potato)
Lineage: Eukaryota; Viridiplantae; Streptophyta; Magnoliopsida; Solanales; Solanaceae
Product: MLP-like protein 28
Exons: 4
Coding region: 38-1036 (332 amino acids)
Biological process (GO): defense response
Source: RefSeq, a predicted model, not a curated record